AUGGUUGCUUCGCUGAGCCGUCGCGGCUUCAUCUCGACAAUAUGCCUUCUCCUCGCCGCCACGCUACUGCUGCCCGGUCUCGCCGCCGGCUAUGAACAGCAAAACAUCACCGAAACCCCCAACUACAAACUACUCCCUGGUGUCGCGUCGGUCCCAGCGCCCCUCUCUGUUGCGCCCGCCCAGGACUGGAUGGGAAUUGACGGCGCAUGGAACACGUUCUUCCUGCGCAUAGGCGACCCUGGCCAACCCGUGCGAGUCCUGGUUUCCACCGCCAGCCAGCAGAUCUGGGCUGUCAAUUCCCUCGCUUGCAUCGUCAACGUCACCGAUCCCACCACGGGCAACAUUACCGCAUUCAACGUCCUGAAUCAAGACUGCCAGGAAAGUCGUGGCGCCUUGUACAACACCACUCUUUCCAAGACCUGGCAAGAGAAGGGGUACUACCAACUAUGGAUUGAAAGAAACCUAGGCCUCACAGGCAAUGGCCAGUAUGGCUUUGACUCGGUCGAACUGGGAAUGAGGGGCGAUGCAGGCCCGCCCGUCGCCAAUACAACAAUCGGCACAUUGGUCACAUCAAACUUCUGGCUCGGCCACAUUGGCGUGCAUACGAAACCCACAAACUUUUCUGCCUUUGAAGAUCCUGUUCCAAGUUACAUCAUGGAUCUCUUCCACCAAAAAAGUAUCCCCAGUUUGUCAUUUGGCUACACAGCUGGCGCCCAGUACCGCGAUCAAACCAUUCUUGGGAGCCUUACGCUUGGCGGGUACGAUGCUUCUCGCCUUAUCCCCAAUGACCUCACCUUUAUCUUUGCCCCAGACAACGAGCGUGAGCUGGUUGUCGGUCUGCUUGGUUUGACUGCCAAUACUGCAAGCCAGAAAGACAUUGAUCUCUUAAGGGGCGACAACGUCACCCUGUUCAUUGACUCGACUGUCGCAGAGCUCUACCUCCCUGUUGAGAUUUGCAAAGCCUUUGAAGAUACGUUUGGACUGCGCUAUAACGAGACCACCGAUCUCUAUCUCGUGGAUGAUGCUCUUCACCAAACCCUCUUGUCACAAAACCCUAGCGUGACCUUCACCCUUGGACAACAGUUUAGCAGCCGUGCGACUGUGCAAAUUACCCUGCCUUAUGCCGCCUUCGACCUAGAGGCAUCCGCACCCUAUAGGGGACUGCAAGAAAAGACAAAAUACUUUCCUAUUCGACGAGCCAAUGUGUCGGACAACUGGGUACUGGGGAGAACUUUUUUGCAAGAGGCGUACUUGACGGUGGACUGGGAGCGCCAGAAUUUCACGGUAUCCGCUGUCGACUGGACUUUUGGAAAGGCACCACAGAUACUCCCAAUUGUCUCACCUGCCUACUCGGUUGUUCGGUCCAAGACCUCUCCAAGCAAGCCCCUGUCCCCAACCGCAGUCAUUGGCCUUGCAGUAGGAGGAGGGUUUUUCUUUGCCUUGAUCAUGUGCGCCGUUGGGUUGUGGUUUUGGCGUCGACGCAAUCAACGAAGACUGAAGGCGAUUGAGGCGAAAUAUCAAGCCCAAGUUGCAGAAGCUGCCAAGAAUGUAGAGGGACCUUCGGCUUUAGCAACACGUAGCAGCACAGAGGGAAGGACGGCUAUUUCAAUGGCCGAAUUAUCCAGUGAUACCCCUGAUAAUAAUCAUCAAACUGGUUCGAACACGCAAGAGAAGGGCCUGAUGAUGGUUAGUGAAGCCGAUGGCGCAGAAAGACAAAUCUACGAGAUGCCUGGCGACAUACCGGUCCGCCAGGAAGCCGACGGGCGCCAGCUAUCAGAGAAAGAGUCCAUGGUAAUACGCGAAAGGAUAUAUAACGGAGUGGAUCCGAGUGGAGCACCAGAUGUGGCGCAGGAACCUCGACAGAGACUUGCACCCAUCUCUCCUUCCGAGGUUUCCAUGGUGAGCAGUCAGCUCCCACCCGGGAACGUGUCGCCCACUACCCCGCGAACGCCACGCGACGGUGCUCUCUUGGAGACUCCGAAUCCAUUUCUGCAUCCGCCGCCAUACCGCCCACGCGACGGCAGGCGCACGGGGACAGAUGAGGCACCCAUCUCGCCGUUGGAAGAUUCAACGGAGGCGUCCCGGCGGCGGUUUUCUUACGAAUCAUGA
Molecule: messenger RNA, 2109 nt
Organism: Bipolaris victoriae FI3
Lineage: Eukaryota; Fungi; Ascomycota; Dothideomycetes; Pleosporales; Pleosporaceae
Exons: 2
Coding region: 1-2109 (702 amino acids)
Biological process (GO): proteolysis
Cellular component (GO): fungal-type vacuole
Molecular function (GO): aspartic-type endopeptidase activity
Source: RefSeq, a predicted model, not a curated record